Oncorhynchus masou masou (cherry salmon) is the source of this 511-nucleotide messenger RNA. RefSeq names its product equistatin-like. The coding region runs from base 98 to 406 and encodes 102 amino acids. Gene Ontology annotation, biological process: cell-matrix adhesion. The record is from RefSeq and is a predicted model, not a curated record. Gene Ontology annotation, cellular component: basement membrane. Lineage: Eukaryota; Metazoa; Chordata; Actinopteri; Salmoniformes; Salmonidae. The transcript is spliced from 5 exons.
GUAGAACUCAACUCACAGGCAGGACAGAGAGAGAGAGACCCAGUGAAGACCUUUAAAGAAGUGAAGCUACAACUGAAGACUUCAGAAGGCUAUCACCAUGGUGACAUUGACCAUCAUUCUGCUUGUCAGCACAGCUUUUGCUCUGGGAGACACCUUUGUUCCCCAUGUCUAUCAAGAUGGCAUCUCACACCUCAAGACCCGCUGUGAGCGUGAAAGAGAUGCCGCGACACAUGGCCCAAUAGGAGGCUUCAUCCCCACUUGUGACUACAAUGGACAAUACACCCCUGAGCAAUGUUGGGGCUCUACAGGUUACUGUUGGUGUGUGAACAGUUCUGGACAGAAGAUUCCGGGCACUGAGACUCCACCAGGCACUGCUAUCAACUGUUCCACCAAGAUGUGGACGUAGAUGAAAAGCGUUGGAACGAAGACGUUGAAGACUUGACAGUUGUCUUUGCUGUACUACAGGAACUAAUUCACUUUCCAUACAAAUAAAAUAAAUCCAGAGAUACAA